Molecule: messenger RNA, 1287 nt
Organism: Diatraea saccharalis (sugarcane borer)
Lineage: Eukaryota; Metazoa; Arthropoda; Insecta; Lepidoptera; Crambidae
Source: the annotation of a GenBank genome assembly
AUGUUCUCAAACAUUCUCAGCUGGUGGAAAUCCAAAUUGAUCAUAAAUGUAGAUAAUCCGUUAGAGGCAUCGAAGCGAAUGAUCAAUAAUAUAGAAUCUGUUGUCGGGAUACGAGAUACCUUCGGAGAUGAAAAAAAUAAAAAAAAUUUCACUAUCAUUUCUAUACUAAGCACGAUUGUGUUCUGCGGUGGUUUCAUCUACACGGGACCAUUCAGUCAAGGUGUUUACUUCUUCCAAGUACUACCAGACAAGAUCAACAGCUUCCAAGCGAUGAAUUGUUUCAGCUCGACCUGUGUGCCCUUGUCAAAAUUCAUCUUAAUGUACUGCUCGAGAACUCGCCUUAGUAUCAUAAUGGAUAUGAGUCGCGAAGGAUUGCAAGCUAUACCUAAAGGAAGUUCGGCUCAUUCCACAAUGAUGAAAACAAUUCAAAAAGCUGGCUACGUGUCUUGGCUGGUGAUCUUAAAUCAGAUGUUCGUUCACGUCUCCUACCUCCUCCUACCUUUCCUCAUGACCAUAUUUGGUAAUAAUAGAUAUUUACCUACUACCCCUGGAGGUAUAUAUGGAAUCCCUUCAAAAUAUGAAAGUCCAUACUAUGAAAUUAAUUUCAUAGUAACAACCAUUGCUACAACUUUUUCUGGCAUUAAUCAAACUGGAUAUAUUGUUCUGUUUGUGACUCUGGUUGGAAAUGAACUCGGACAUUUUUAUGCUAUUUGCGAGACGCUGAACGACAUUCAUAAAAUUCUAUAUAACAAUACGCAGCAUAAUGAAGAAGAAAGAAAUAAUUGCGCCGAUUCAAAACAAACUACCGCUCUUUCAGACUCUGCUUUCGCUGAGGAUAAACACAAGAAAAUUGAUAAUAUGCUAAGGUUCUGCGUGAAACACCAACAAUUCCUAUUCAGAUACCAUGAAAAGAUUUGUGAACUGUAUAAAGUAAUAUUCGGAGCGCACUUUUUGAUAAUGAUCAUUGUACUUGUGACGACUCUGCAGACGAUGAACUCUUGGGGUUUGAUGAAUACAAUUCUGACGGGUGUUACGGGAACAAUGCCCCUAAUAGUAUAUUGCUUCGGCGGAGAGUUGCUUCUAACUGCUGGAUCAGAUAUGUCUUACGGAAUAUACUCGUGCGGUUGGGAGGCAAUGGAAAUUAAACAUUCAAGAAUGGUACAGCUGAUGUUGUGUAUGUCGCAACAUCCACUCUGUUAUACUGCCGCCGGAAUAUUCAUAAUGAAUCAUGACACAUUUGGAAACGUAGUUCAAGUUAUAUAUAAAAUAUAUGCGGUAUUUAACUAA